Molecule: messenger RNA, 1961 nt
Organism: Pipistrellus kuhlii (Kuhl's pipistrelle)
Lineage: Eukaryota; Metazoa; Chordata; Mammalia; Chiroptera; Vespertilionidae
Gene: ATF6
Product: activating transcription factor 6
Exons: 16
Coding region: 99-1907 (602 amino acids)
Biological process (GO): regulation of transcription by RNA polymerase II; endoplasmic reticulum unfolded protein response
Cellular component (GO): nucleus
Molecular function (GO): DNA-binding transcription factor activity, RNA polymerase II-specific; RNA polymerase II cis-regulatory region sequence-specific DNA binding
Source: RefSeq, a predicted model, not a curated record
UUCUAGAUGUAUAUAUUAUUCUUCUAAUAUCUUUUGCUAAUAUCUUUUGAAACUUACAGGAAAACAGAUUUGAUAACCUUGAUUUUGAUUUGGAUUUGAUGGCAUGGGAGACAGGCAUUUGGGACAUCAACAACCAGUUCUGUACAGUUAAAGAUAUUAAGGCAGAGCCUCUGCUGCUUUCUCCGGCCUCCUCCAGUGGCGCAGUGUCACCUCCACAGUCAGUGGACUCCUGCUCUUCAACUCAGCAUGUCCCCGAGGAGCUGGAUUUGUCUUCCGCCUCCCAGAUGUCUCCCCUUUCCCUCUAUGGAGAAGGUGCCAAUGGUCCCUGCUCAGCUGAGCCACCGAAAGAUGACCAGCCCCUCACGGGUCCCAGGAGCAAACCCGAAAAUGGACUGACUCCAAAGAAAAAACUUCAGAUGAAUUCCAAACCUUCAAUUCAGCCCAAGCCCUUAUUGCUCCCAGCAGCACCCAAGACUCAAACCAACGCUUGCGUUCCGGCGAAAGCCAUCAUUAUCCAGGCGCUGCCCACACUGGUGCCAGUGGCCAAGCAUCAGCCGGUUAUCAGGAUACACCCUGCACCCACGGAAGGUCAGACCGUGGUGCUGUCUCAGCCUGCCGUGGUACAGCUGCAGGCACCCGGGGUCCUGCCCUCUCCCCAGCCUGUCCUGGCGGUCAGUGGAGGAGCUGCACCGCUGCCUAAUCACGUGGUCAGUGUGGUACCGGCCCCUGUGGCCAGUAGCCCAGUAAAUGGAAAACUUUCUGUGGCUAAACCUGCCCUGCAGAGUACUGUGAGAAGUGUGGGUUCAGAUAUGGCUGUGCUGAGGAGGCAGCAGCGGAUGAUCAAGAACCGGGAGUCGGCCUGCCAGUCCCGCAAGAAGAAGAAGGAGUACAUGCUGGGGCUGGAGGCGCGGCUGCAGGCGGCCCUGUCCGAGAACGAGAAGCUGAGGAAGGAGAACGGCACGCUGAAGCGGCAGCUGGACCAAGUGGUGUCCGAGAACCAAAGGCUUAAGGUCCCUAGUCCGAAGCGAAGAGCCAUCUGUGUGCUGGUGCUGUUGGCGUUUGUCUUCCUGAACUAUGGACCCAUCAGCAUGUUGGAGCAGGAUUCCAGGAGAACAAAUCCUAGUGUGAACCCUGCAAAUCAAAGGAGGCAUCUUCUCGGAUUUUCCGCUCAGGAGGUGCAAGACCCACCCGACGGCAUCAUCCGGAAAGACAGCCGCAGCUAUGACCAUUCUGUCUCCAACGACAAAGCCCUGAUGGUGCUGAGUGAGGAGCCAGUGCUGUAUCUCCCGCCCCCUCCAUGUCGGCCACUCAUCAACACCACAGAGUCCCUCAGGUUAAAUCAUGAACUUCGAGGCUGGGUUCACAGACACGAGGUGGAAAGGACCAAGUCGAGAAGAAUGACGAACACUCAGCAGAAAACACACAUUCUUCAGGGCGCUCUGGGACAGGGCUCUGGCUCUCAGCUCGUGGCUGUCCAGUACACAGAGACCACCAGCAUCAGCAGGCCCUCGGGGAGGGAGCUCCAAGUGUACUACGCCUCCCCCCGAAGCUACCAGGACUUCUUCGACGCCAUCCACAGGCGGGGAGACACGUUUUACGUCGUGUCGUUUCGAAGGGAUCACCUGCUGCUACCAGCGACCACCCAUAACAAGACCAGCAGACCAAAGAUGUCCAUUGUAUUGCCAGCAAUAAACAUCAACGAGAACGUCAUCAACGGGCAGGACUACGAGGUGAUGAUGCAGAUCGACUGCCAAGUGAUGGACACCAGGGUCCUCCACAUCAAGAGCUCCUCGGUGCCGCCCCCGCUCCGAGCCGAGCAGCAGAACCAGACCGGCUCCCUCAGCUCGCCGCCCGCAGCCGCCGAGACCGCCCGCCUGCUCAGCACCCUCCCGGGCUCGCUGCAGUAGCACCCGCAGCCUGGGAGCCGCGGGGGCCGAGGGACCCCGAGCCGCACAGGUGCC